Molecule: messenger RNA, 2979 nt
Organism: Orycteropus afer afer
Lineage: Eukaryota; Metazoa; Chordata; Mammalia; Tubulidentata; Orycteropodidae
Source: RefSeq, a predicted model, not a curated record
AUGUGGGCUCUGCCGGAGAAGGAACCCGAAAGACCUGAACUGGCCCCCGGCCUGCAGGGGGAGUGCAGGAAGCUUCCAGAGUGGGGACUGCGCUUCGCGCCUUCAGAUGGCAGUGUAGACAUGAGCCUGCCCGAAUUGCUCCAAGCCCCCUGGGACGUGGUGUGCACCCACGCCUGCCCGCUGGCCCUGCUGCCAGCCCUCUGGCAGCUGUCCCGGACGGAUGUAGCUGGCCCUUGCAAACCCCCACAGACGCUUGCAGCCCUGGCCCCGGCUUGCCUCCUCCCUGUGCCCUUCUUCACCAUGCGCUUCUGUCUGUCCGGCUUUCCCUGUGUGAGUGCUGCCCCUCUGAUGCCCCAUAGCCGAUUGGGGCAGGCCGAGGUCGUCGCAUUUGAUGCCAAAUGUGCGGCCCACAGCUCUCAUGCCCCCUGCCCUGGGCAGAGCCCAGCAUACAGCCCUUUCAUGCCCGGCACCUGUGGCCAGGUGACCAGGGAGCUCUGCUGGGCCCCAUCUUCCAAGGCCUUUAUCGGCCUCCCUGUGGCCUCGAUGGAUGCCGUCUGCUCCCACGGCCUGCUCAGCACCGAGCCCCACUCCCUGGCCUUGCUGGAGGUCUGGGUGUCUGACAGGGUGACCUGGUUGGUGCACAUCCAGGGCCCAUCCCGCAGCCCCCACCCCAUGGCUGCGGGCGGUGGGCUGGGCCCCGUAUGGGCCUGCUUUUGCUGUCCUGAAAGGACCCGCCUGGAGAGUGAGCGGCUGCGGGCCGCUCGAGACUGGCGUGACGGAGCGAGGCGGGCGCGUCACGGAGCGGCGGCCACACCAGCCCGCCUGCUGCUGAUGCUGAAGAGGGCCUUCUGCAGCGCCUCUGUUCCUGCCCCGGGCCGCGCACCCCUGCCCCGGGCCGCGCCUGGGGCUGCUGCCCUGCAGACCCGAGGAGAGCUGGACCUGGAGAAGGGCUUGGAGAUGAGAAAAUGGGUCUUGUCUGGAAUCCUGGCCAGUGAGGAGACCUACCUGAGCCACCUGGAGGCGCUGCUGCUGGCCAGCCAGCUGGGUGUGUACCGGGCCUUCGUGGACAACUACGGCAUUGCCAUGGAAACGGUGGAGAAGUGCUGUCAGAGCAACGCACAGUUUGCAGAGAUCUCCGAGGAUCUCUUGAAGCACACGCCACCCAGCCACCCCGACCACUCGCUGCUGCAGGACGCCCUCCGGAUCUCGCAGAACUUCCUGUCCAGCAUCAACGAGGAGAUCACGCCCCGCAGGCAGUCCAUGACCGUCAAGAAGGGCGAGCACCGGCAGCUGCUGAAAGACAGCUUCAUGGUGGAGUUGGUGGAGGGAGCCCGCAAGCUGCGCCACGUCUUCAUGUUCACGGACCUGCUGCUGUGCGCCAAGUUGAAGAAGCAGAGUGCAGGCAAAGCCCAGCACUACGACUGUAAGUGGUACAUUCCGCUCACGGACCUGAGCUUCCAGACGGUGGACGAGUCGGAAGCGGCCCCCAGCAUCCCGCUGGUGCCCGAUGAGGAGCUGGACGCCUUGAAGAUCAAGAUCUCCCAGAUCAAGAGUGACAUCCAGAGAGAGAAGAGAGCAAACAAGGGCAGCAAGGCCGUGGAGAGGCUGAAGAAGAAGCUGUCAGAGCAGGAGUCCCUGCUGCUGCUCAUGUCUCCCAACAUGGCCUUCAGGGUGCACAGCCGCAACGGCAAGAGCUACACGUUCCUCAUCGCGUCCGACUACGAGCGCGCCGAGUGGCGGGAGCACAUCCGCGAGCGGCAGAAGAAAUGCUUCAAAAGCUUCUCCCUGACCUCAGUGGAGCUGCAGAUGCUGACCAACUCGUGCGUCAAACUCCAGACUGUCCACAACAUUCCGCUGACCAUUAACAAGGAAGAUGACGAGUCUCCUGGGCUCUAUGGCUUCCUGAACGUCAUCGUCCACUCGGCCACUGGAUUUAAGCAGAGUUCCAAUCUGUACUGCACUCUGGAGGUGGACUCGUUUGGGUACUUUGUGAACAAAGCAAAGACCCGUGUCUACAGGGACACGGCUGAGCCAAACUGGAACGAGGAGUUUGAGAUCGAGCUGGAGGGUUCCCAGACCCUGAGGAUCCUUUGCUACGAGAAAUGUUACAACAAAGCGAAGACCCCCAAAGACAACAGUGAGAACGCUGACCGGAUGGUGGGCAAGGGCCAGGUCCAGCUUGACCAGGUGUUGCAGGACAAGGACUGGCAGCGGACCGUGAUCGCCAUGAACGGGAUUGAAGUGAAGCUGUCCGUCAAGUUCACCAGCAGGGAGUUCAGCUUGAAGAGAAUGCCCUCCCGAAAGCAGACGGGGGUCUUCGGGGUCAAGAUUGCCGUGGUCACCAAGAGGGAGAGAUCCAAGGUGCCCUACAUCGUUCGGCAGUGCGUGGAGGAGAUUGAGCGCCGAGGCAUGGAGGAGGUGGGCAUCUACCGAGUGUCGGGAGUAGCCACGGACAUCCAGGCGCUGAAGGCAGCCUUUGACAUCAAUAACAAGGACGUGUCGGUGAUGAUGAGUGAAAUGGACGUCAACGCCAUCGCCGGCACACUCAAGCUCUACUUCCGGGAGCUCCCGGAACCCCUGUUCACCGACGAGUUCUACCCCAACUUUGCCGAGGGCAUCGCUCUUUCAGACCCCGUUGCGAAGGAGAGCUGUAUGUUAAACCUGCUGCUGUCACUCCCGGAGGCCAAUCUGCUCACCUUCCUCUUCCUCUUGGACCACCUGAAAAGGGUGGCAGAAAAAGAAGCCGUAAACAAGAUGUCCCUGCACAACCUAGCCACAGUCUUCGGCCCCACGUUGCUCAGGCCCUCGGAGAAGGAGAGCAAACUCCCUGCCACGCCCGGCCAGCCCAUCACCAUGACCGACAGCUGGUCCCUGGAGGUCAUGUCACAGGUCCAGGUGUUGCUAUACUUCCUGCAGCUGGAGGCCAUCCCUGCCCCAGACAGCAAGCGACAGAGCGUCCUCUUCUCCACCGAAGUCUAA